ACACAGAGAGACGGACAGGCUCUGGGACCUGUUGGGCAGUGUAAAGAUAAAUCACUGGGCAGCAGCAAAGCUGUAUGGCAUUGGUCUCCUUUUAAAGGAAAAAGACGUGAAACCUCGUCUCUGGAAGGGGAACUUCCCUGAGAGUCGGAUUGCACAAUGAACUGGAGGCCAGCUCUCAGCUUAGCCCUGCUGUGGGCAGCGUGGCUUGUGUGCGGCUCUGAGAAGACGGGGAGGCUACCGGAGAGAGGGAGCCAUGGAGUUAGGAAAGUGCCCCUGGCUUACAGGGCUCCAAGCAGCCUCCUGAGAAGGUCUGGAGCAUCCCUGAGGAUUUCAAGCCCGAAUCCCCAACACCCCGUCACCAAGAGGGAUUCUUCAGCACCUCCGAAGGCACCUGCCAAUCUCCUGCAAGGGGAAGUGCGUUCCCAGGCCAGGAGCACGGGGACCAGAAUGAGACGGGUACAGAGACUGACAGCUGCAGCCAAAUACUCCAAGUCCGAGAUGAUAAAGGAUGAAGGGAUAUCCUCUGCCUCACAGUCACGAGUGGUACGUUUCCCCUCGGGGUCAAGUUCUCCCAAUGUCCUGGCCAGCUUUGCUGGAAAAAAUCGGGUGUGGGUCAUUUCUGCCCCCCAUGCCUCUGAGGGCUACUACCGGCUCAUGAUGAGCCUGCUGAAAAACGAUGUUUACUGUGAACUGGCUGAGAGGCACAUCCAGCAGAUUGUGUUGUUCCAUGAAGAAGGGGAAGAAGGGGGAAAAGUCAGAAGGAUAACCAACGAAGGAAAAAUCCUGGAGCAGCCACUAGAUCCUGCCCUCAUACCUAAGCUCAUGAGCUUUCUGAAACUGGAGAAGGGGAAAUUUGGCAUGGUGCUGUUGAAGAAAACUCUGCAGGUGGAGGAAAGGUAUCCUUAUCCAGUCAGGCUAGAGGCCAUGUACGAAGUUAUUGAUCAGAGCCCCAUGAGAAAAAUUGAGAAGAUGAGGCAGAAGGGCUUCAUCCAGACUUGCAAAGCAGCUGGGGUGGAGGGACAAGUGGUUGAGGAAGGCAAUAACGGGGGCAGCACCCAGCCUACCCCUAGCAGCGGACAUGUCCAGGUGUCAGCAAGGAAGGAGGAGUCAAGGAGGAGCAAUAAUCAGCCAACAAGGAUCAAAACAGUGAGGAAACCAAUGACAACCACGGUGGCCACUCCUCUGCCUACAGUAAGGACCACUACCCUCCCUCCCACGACCACAACUACCCGUGCCACCACCCGCGCGGUGACAACAGCAAGCCGGUCUACGACAACAACUACACCCCUCCCCACCACGCAGAGGACCUGGACCACAAAAUCACAUUCCACCACAGAGUACCACAGGCUGCCAGUAGCCCCCGAUGCCACCACGCCACGACUCACAGCCUCUGAAGAUUUCUACUCUCCUGUGUGGAAGGCAAACCGCAGGGACCGGCAGCGUGGCCACCCAGAGAAACACCCGGCAGCCACACGGAAACCAAGCAAAGCUGCUCGCUAUGACAGUUUCACAGAAGUCCCAACAGCUCCCUCUGUGCACUAUACAAAGGCAAAUGUGGGUAGAUUUAAAGAUAACCGAACAGACAGGAAGGACUAUAACCAUAGGGACCUGAAUGUCACACCAGGGCAACACAAACCAACUAAGACUAAACCACCAAAAAAGAAGGCCCAAGAAAAGAUACUGAGCAAUGAAUACGAAGAUAAAUAUGACCCGAGCAAGCCUGCUAGUUCCCAUUUAGAGGAAGAGAUUGCAGUGGGAAAUAUUCCUCCAAAGAAAGGAAAAGAAUCAAAGAAGCAUGAGCGAAUGGAGAAACCUGAGAAGGAGAAGAAGAAGAAGAAGGACAGACCUGACAAGCUGCAGAAGAGCGAGAAGCAGUCCAAGAAAGACAAAGCUGAGAAAAAGAGCAAGCAGGACAAAGACCGUAGCAAGAAGAACAAGAAGGGGAGCAGGACUGAGAAUGAGGAUUUCCCCAAGCCCAACAAGAAGCCUUUCCUACAGCCUCCCAGGAAAUCGGUGAUUGACCUCCUGGAAUAUUUUGAAGGCAAAAGGCGGCUCAUUCUGAUCACGACCCCCAAGGCGGACAACACCAUGUAUGUACAGCAGCGAGACGAGUAUCUGGAAAGCUUCUGCAAGAUGGCAACAAGGAAGAUCUCAGUCAUUACAAUUUUUGGCACCAUGAACAACAGCAGCAUGAAAAUUGACCACUUCCAGCUAGAUAACGAAAAGCCCAUGAAAGUGAUAGAAGAUGAAGAUCUUGUGGACCAGCAGCUCAUCAGUGAGUUGAGGAAAGAGUACGGGAUGACCUACAAUGACUUCUUCAUGGUGCUGACGGACACUGACAUGAAGGUCAAGCAAUACUAUGAAGUACCCAUAGCAAUGAAGUCUGUGUUUGAUUUGAUUGACACCUUCCAGUCACGAAUUAAAGACAUGGAAAGACAGAAAAAAGAGGGCAUUGUCUGCAAAGAAGAUAAGAAGCAAUCCCUUGAGAGCUUCUUAUCCAGGUUCCGAUGGAGAAGGCGGCUGGUGGUCAUCUCCGCUCCCAGUGAUGAGGACUGGGCUUAUUCCCAGCAGCUUGCUGCUCUCAGUGGACAAGCCUGCAAUUUUGGUCUACGCCAUAUAACUAUCCUCAAAUUACUAGGACUUGGAGAAGAUAUUGGUGGCGUCUUAGAGUUGUAUCCAAUUAAUGGAAGCUCUACUGUAGACCGAGAAGAUAUCCCAGCUAAUUUGGUGAAAGACAUUAGAAAUUAUUUCCAAAUUAGCCCAGAAUAUUUCUCCAUGCUUCUAGUUGGGAAAGAUGGAAACGUCAAAUCCUGGUAUCCUUCUCCAAUGUGGUCUAUGGCGAUCGUGUAUGAUCUGAUUGAUUCCAUGCAGCUUCGGCGACAGGAAAUGACAAUUCAGCAAUCGCUCGGCAUGCAGUGCCCAGAUGAUGAGUAUGGUGGGUAUGGUUACCAUAGCUAUCACCAGGGAUACCAGGAAGGUUACCAAGAUGACUACCGUCACCACGGAAGCUACCACCAUGGAUAUCCGUACUGAAAAGAGCAACUUAGCCUCCGAGUGCCCCGCGUCUGUCUUCUAAUAGCUAUCCAAGCAAUAGGUGGCCAGUUGCAGAAAGUCUUCCCAAGCCACCUAGAUAUCCAUGCCUCAUUCUUCCACUGUUCAAUCAAGGGACUUUGGUCAUUUGCCUUCUCAAAAAUGCAGAAGCCUUUACAGUGAAGCAAUUCAAACCAGUAGUAUUGAAGCUUUAAACAAUAAAGACUCCUUUAUAUUUUUAAACCUUUAUAAACAAAGGGCAUCAGCAGGUGCUGUCUGUAUUAAAACCAAACAAAAAAAACCCACAGCCCCAGUUCAUGAACACUACUGUAAGGCAGGACACGAACUGUCCAACAAAUAUUGCAAUGCUCUUUUUAGUAUUUUUUCCUAAGGAGAAAAAAAUAGUUGGUUUUUUUUUUUUUCUAAGGACUAAAAAAAUAGAUGUAUUUAUUGGGAAGUGAGAUUGCAUUUUGCUCAUGAAGACAAGCAAAGAAUCACACUUCAGGACUCCCAGAAAAGGAAAAUUUUAAGAGAGAAGCAUGGGGCAGGCUCUUGAAUCAUAACAACAACAAUAAUAAUAAUAAAAUCCUUUUGAAGUACCUUGUCUAAAAAGACAGCAUCCCUUCUACAGUGCAUUAACAUUGUAAUUAGCUGACUUUAUCAAUGAAAAUAAGAAUCUAUGGCUAUGGCAGGAUUUGUUCCAAUACAAUACAAUGUAAAGUUCUUAACUACAAAGCUUGCUGCAUGGCCGUUUAUUCUUUUAAUUGGGGUCCCUGUUCUCUUACGUCCUGCCCACCUGACAGUUAAAUCCAAGUUAAUGAGAGCUAAGUGGAAACACCAACCAUAGUUAGCAUUGCCUGAAAUACAGAAAACUGAAAAGCAUUAUUUUCAUCAGAAAAAAAGGAAAAAAUUCUCAUUCAUGUAUAUUUUAAAUGAGUUGUAACUAGCUCUCUAUAACAAUGUUUUUGAUUAAACUAUUGCUCUAAAUUUCGAAUUUCCUUCUACCUCUUCUUCUCAUACCCUCCCCCAUGAAAAAAAAAAAAAAAUCUAGACUAUAUGUUUAUAAAACUAUUCAGGAAUAAUUUGAUCUGCUACUCAACCAGCUCUAUUUCUGCCACACUUUCUGAAACGGUUUUCUCCUGUCUCAUUGGUGUCUUUGGGCAUCGGAUCUGUUGCACCACCCUACUCCUGCUGAAGUCAGUGGCAGGAACUGCAUGCAUAGCCAUGCUUUCAACACCAUUUGGGUUAGAUUUCUAAACAUUAAAGACCCAGCAGAAAGAUUCAGGAAUUUUCUGAACUGAAAGUAUCAUGCAAGCCUUCAUAGUGGCACGGUGGUCACUUCUAAUGUUGAAGGCAUGCCUGACCAGUCACAUUUCUUUUUAUAAUCUGUGACUUGGAUGCACGUGCCAUGUAUAGAUACAGGCAACAGGGCACUCUCACUAGGUUUUGCCAUCACAGCAGUAGCACAGGAAUAGGGAGAAGCUACAGCUCGAAGCAUGCCCCACAGUUUGAGUUUUAGCAUUUCGCCAAUCCUUUUUUUUUUUGGCCCAGACAAAAACAGAACUGGGUAAAGCAACAAGUUCACUCAAAACCAGAUCCUUUCUUUAGAAAUUCAGUCACAAAAGGUCAGACCUUGCUUCCCCUUCUGAAUGUCAGAAAGGCAGACAGAUGUGGAGAGGUCACAGGGCCUGGCCAGUUCUUCCUUAGCUUUACAAACCUGGUCUCCCUCUGGGGCAGGCUGCCUGCUGUACCACAAACAGAGGGUGCAGCUCCCGACUUGCCUCUCUCAGGUGACUGAAGGUAAGUGGAGGAAGGCAGGCAUUUGACAGAACCAUUCUGAGAGGACUGCUGCAUGCAGAGAGCUUCCAAGCUCUCAUUAACUACAACACUUCCACAGCUGAAAGCAGUGGACAGAGAAAUUCAAAAAACCAAAGAGAAGCUAUAAAAAAGAAUCACAGAACUGAAAGGUUUCUGGAAGAAAAUGGGAGGUCCUAUAGCUCAGUUUUAGAAAACAAGUGCUUAUUGCAUCAGUGUAUUAAGGUCAGCUGCCUAACUUUCUUUGCCUAAAGCAAAAGCAGAGGAAAGUAUACCAGAUGUCUAACAGCCACUUCCUGUAGAGAAAAAGAAACAUCUUUGGGUGUUUUCUUUCAGGUGUUCAUUUCAACUUUUCUGUAAUCUUGUUUUCCAUGUAACGUCUUUAAAUUAAAG
Molecule: messenger RNA, 5238 nt
Organism: Gavia stellata (red-throated loon)
Lineage: Eukaryota; Metazoa; Chordata; Aves; Gaviiformes; Gaviidae
Gene: CCDC80
Product: coiled-coil domain containing 80
Exons: 8
Coding region: 157-3033 (958 amino acids)
Source: RefSeq, a predicted model, not a curated record